CUUGUGUUCUCCUGUACUCCCGUUCGAGCUUCAUGGGAUAAUGUCAAGGAUGCCAAAUGCCUUACCAGAAAGGAGUUUACCGACAUUGGAUUGUUCAAUUCUUGUGUUAAUAUUUCUACUGACAUACUAUUUGCCCCCCUCCCAGUUCCAAUUAUUUGGAAGCUAAAUGCAAACCUCAGCACCAGAUUAUCAUUGAUCGGCGUGCUCAGCCUAGGAUAUGCUGCCUGCGCGGUGGCGAUUGCCAAAGCAAACAUACAAAGCCGCUAUUAUGAUAACAGCGACUCAUAUCGCAAGGACACGUACUCAAUAUGCAAUAUCGUCGAGCUCUGCGCGGGCAUUUUGGCCACUUCGCUUCCCGCUCUCCGUCCCCUUUUCCGCAGCCUCCUCGAAAUCACCAAGACACGGGAUGGAAGCCGAAACGGAGAUGAAACUGGUGGUACGAGUGGCCUGGGAAAUGGGUGUGCGAAAGGAAACUACUACAUUCAGAGCCAGGGCAUUGGAUUGGAUAACUUUCCUCAUAGUGCCACCGAGGGGAAGUGCAACGCUAGGAUAUUGGCGAAGAUUGCACGCAAGGGCGGUAGUAGAUUGCACAGCGAGGAGGAGUUUCCCGUAAAAGAGGAUUUCCCAACGGAGUUCCCUAUGAAACCAAGCAGAGACGAUGGCUCGUCUGCGGAGAACAUUCUACAGCUGCAGGGGAUAGAGAAAGGCGGCACGAAGGCGGUGAAGUUAUCGUUAUAGCGAUUGUGAUCAAGGAGGGAGACAACAGAGGACUAUCAUUUGAAAAAUAUAGUUUAGGUCUUGCACACGGUGG
This is a messenger RNA of Hyaloscypha bicolor E, 811 nucleotides long. RefSeq lists its product as uncharacterized. NCBI's taxonomy places the organism in Eukaryota, Fungi, Ascomycota, Leotiomycetes, Helotiales, Hyaloscyphaceae. The record is from RefSeq and is a predicted model, not a curated record. The transcript is spliced from 4 exons. The annotation marks the transcript as partial.